GAUUCACCUACCGUGACCACACUGACCCGCACAUCAACCUCCAGAGACGCCUUUUUGUCGGCUGCCAUUGUAAAGACUGUGACGUCAGCAGAGUGGUUGAUUGGCUUUGACAUCAUCAAAUAUUUUAAGGAUUUUGGUGGUUUCUUGACUGAACAGUCUUGUCGCGUUGUGGACGUAGCUGGUCUUAUCAAAGAACUGCCAGUCGAUGGCUCUGAUGGACAAACACAAAGUGAAGCGGCAGAGAUUGGACCGCAUCUGUGAAGGCAUUCGACCACCCAUCCUCAAUGGCCCAAUGCACCCUCGUCCUCUGGUGGCGCUGCUGGAUGGACGGGACUGUACAGUGGAGAUGCCCAUCCUGAAGGACGUGGCCACUGUGGCUUUCUGCGAUGCCCAGUCCACCCAGGAGAUCCAUGAGAAGGUCUUAAAUGAGGCUGUUGCUGCUCUGCUCUACCACACCAUUACACUGUCACGAGAUGACCUGGACAAAUUCAAAGGCCUCAGGGUCAUUGUGAGGAUCGGUAGUGGGUUCGACAACGUUGAUAUUAAAGCAGCAGCAGAGCUUGGUAUUGCAGUGUGUAAUGUGCCAGCUGCAUCUGUGGAGGAGACGGCAGACACUGCCAUGUGUCUAAUUCUGAAUCUGUACCGCCGCGUCACUUGGAUGCAUCAGGCACUGCGUGAAGGCACCCGAGCCUCCAGCGUGGAGCAGAUCCGGGAAGUAGCCGGAGGCGCAGCACGUAUUCGAGGAGAAACGCUGGGCAUCAUUGGGCUGGGACGUGUGGGGCAGGCAGUGGCUCUAAGGGCGAAAGCCUUUGGAUUUGGAGUGAUUUUCUACGACCCGUACCUGCCUGAUGGAGUGGAGCGAUCACUAGGGCUCCAGCGCAUGGCGACACUACAGGACCUGCUUAUGCACUCGGACUGUGUCUCGCUACACUGCAGCCUAAAUGAACACAACCACCACCUCAUCAAUGACUUCACCAUCAAACAGAUGCGUCAAGGCGCCUUCCUUGUGAACACUGCGCGUGGUGGUCUUGUGGAUGAGAAAGCUCUGGCUCAGGCUCUGAAAGAGGGCAGAAUACGAGGAGCAGCACUGGACGUCCACGAGACAGAGCCCUUCAGUUUCUCUCAGGGCCCACUGAAGGAUGCCCCUAAUCUUAUCUGUACCCCACACACAUCCUGGUACAGUGAACAGGCCUCCAUUGAGGCCCGAGAGGAGGCAGCGCGGGAGGUGCGCAGAGCCAUCACAGGUCGUAUCCCAGACAGUCUGAAGAACUGUGUGAAUAAGGAGUAUUUGAUGGCAGCCUCUCAGUGGCCGUCUAUGGAGGCCACCACUGUGCACUCUGAACUCAAUGGAGCUGCAGCCUAUAGGUUUCCUGCAGGGCUGAUUGGCGUAGCAGCGGGUGGGCUGCCCGGAGCCGGGGCAGGAGUGGAGGGCAUUGUGGCUGGAUCUCUACCACUGGCCCACGCCAUCGCCCCGGUCUCGCACCCACCUCAUACCCCUUCCCCCGGGCAACCCUCCAAGGCUGAGGCAGACAGAGACAUCCCUUCCGACCAAUAGCAUCCCAGCACAUUCCAUCUUCGCCCUGAUCGGUGCCCUUUCAGUGGGACUUACACCCCUGCUUUUGAUGUGACCUUGGGUCACCCCAGUCCAACAGAACACGUGUACAACCCAGGAGUGAAACCCUCUACCCCAAACAUACCCUCAUUUCCACUCGCUGUAUUCUCUGUUGUUCACUUUGGCAGAAAGCAAUAACUUCUCUCAAGGAUUCAAUAAUUGGGUUGAUACACACUAUUUCUAAGCUUCGAAAUCCCAGUUCCUUUGCUUUGUAUCUACUCUGGACUAGUAGGAGUUUGUUUUCCGAGUAGUUUCUUACAUUUCUGUUCUAUUCUUAUCUGUUUUAACAGCGUGGAAAUAAACGCAUGGACCUUGUUUUCUUUCCUUCAUCCCCUGCCCAUCCUCCACUUAGCAUACAUUUGUAAACCUUCUUAACUCGUCCCAUCUCAGCAAACGUUUGAUGGUCAAAACAGAGUAACAGCUGGCUCACACCGUUAAAUUCAACAGCCAUCAGUGUUUGUUUCCCAGCUGGUGUUCAAUAACGGAGAUCAAGGCUAAUGGUGAUGGCCUGUGGCUGAGAGUAACUCGGCCCACGGGAAGAGCUCAGAUGUUUUGCGUUCCUCUCACUCUCUCUUCAUGUGGAAGGCAUCUUUUAGAAAUGCCCAUCCUUUUGUCUCUUCGCAGAAAACAAGAGAUUGAGCUUCACCUCCAGAGCUGUUGGGGAUUUCAUCGUGUGCUCCACUUUAGGGUUUACAGCGUCUGCAUAACCGUGUCAUUGAAAUCCCAUUGUCCCUCUUUGUGAACAGCUUGAUAACGCUGGGAGUCAACUUCAUACAGUUUCAAAUAAAGCCAUAUUCGUUUGACAAAGUGUAUAGCAUAAGAUAUAUCUGCGAGAUUUGAGACACCUUUAAACUCCCUACAAACGAAACAAAACAGGAGAUGGUCUUAUUACAACAUUGACCUCCGCUUGACUCGUACUGAGAUCCACCAUAGCUAAGCUGAAAAUAUUGGCACCUUUUUUUUAUUUUUUAUUCUUAGCCAUUUGAAGAAUAUUUGCCUUGUUUUCCAUAUCUUCUCUUUGUCCUGGAUUAUAUCUUGCUGUACUUCCUCCUUGUGCCUCCUUUUUCCGAUUAGGCCUUCUCUUUGUGACGUAGCGAGGCAUGUCCACCCUUCAUAUCUCCGCUCGUGUCUUCAGCUCUCAUGAAAUCACUGUGUAGCCCAUCCGCCCGGCCCUUCCUACUUCCAACAAGGCACUUAAACUCUUAACACGAUUUCUUAAACUCACAAACACAUUUUCGUACAAACCUGAUAUAUACCUUUUCAUCCACCUUCUCUGGGAGGUUUAUGGAGGUUGUAGUACUGUUGAUGACCAGCAGGUGGCGAUGACUUGCUUUCCCCCCCUCAGGUUCACAGAUAAUUCAUCCUCGCUCAGCUGAUGCUUGCACAGUAAAAGUUUAGCAGACCUGUCGUGGGCCCUUCCAUCCAUCGCUCAUUGUCUGUCUCACACUUCCAGAAAACUCAGGAUGGGCCACACCGAAUUAAAAGCUGCUCAUACUUAGAGCUUGACAUUUGCAUGGGCAUCGAUAAUAUCAGCCCUCUCCACGUAUACACCAUUUAGAGCACAGAAGAUAAGGUGGAAAGAAUGUAAAAGCUAGGUCAUUGAAACGCUGGUUGCUUUCCAAAGAAGGUAGGAGAGUGUCUCGAUUAGCGUUCUGUCUGAAGAGAAAGGCCUUUCUAGUACCUCAGUAACAGAUAUUGAAUGUAAGCUCAAAUCUUUCUCGCUUUGUACAGCUUCUUUUUUUGUUGUUUUUAGCUCAUGAGAGGGUGUGUAUGAGUCUGCAUGUUUGCGAAAGUGUGUGACUGCUUAUCCAGAACAUCAGUUUUUCAUUCACAGAUGUUAAAAUAAAGCUUUGUUUCUUUUUCUCCAUGCA
Danio rerio (zebrafish) is the source of this 3483-nucleotide messenger RNA. It is a transcript of the gene ctbp1l, whose product is annotated as C-terminal binding protein 1-like. Gene Ontology annotation, cellular component: nucleus. NCBI's taxonomy places the organism in Eukaryota, Metazoa, Chordata, Actinopteri, Cypriniformes, Danionidae. Gene Ontology annotation, biological process: negative regulation of DNA-templated transcription; positive regulation of DNA-templated transcription. The record is from RefSeq and is marked validated. Gene Ontology annotation, molecular function: oxidoreductase activity, acting on the CH-OH group of donors, NAD or NADP as acceptor; transcription corepressor activity; NAD binding.